Molecule: messenger RNA, 1178 nt
Organism: Triticum urartu
Lineage: Eukaryota; Viridiplantae; Streptophyta; Magnoliopsida; Poales; Poaceae
Source: RefSeq, a predicted model, not a curated record
GGUUGGAAAAGUAAAUACGGCGGCGACUCACGGCAGGAUGGGUUCGGAGCUUGCGAGCCAGGCCAGGGCGGUCCAGAGCGGCAAGGGAAGGCACACGGGAGUCUCUCGCACCCCAGCUAAAACAAAUCGUUUAGGUGAGCAAAUCGUAACAAUUUUGCUUUUUUUUAGGGGCUCGUAACAAGUAAACAAACAGGGCACAUUUCCGGCUGUCUCUACUCCCUGGCGGCGUGGGCCCGAGAUGCAGGCGUGGUUCUCCGGCUCCGGGCCCUCGCCCUCCUCCUCCUCGUCGGCGGCGUCUUCGCAGCCGCCGCCGUCUCUGCUCGCGGAAUGGAACUCCUACGCCGCCGCCCGCUCCGCCGAGGAGGACGUCGGCGGAGGAUUCGGGAUCGACAUCGAGGCCGCCGUCCGCUCCGCCAACGACCGCGUCACCGGCACCUUCGGCGUGGUAUCUAAAGGAGUUAGAGGGUUCCCUGGCAGCUUCCAGUCCUCAACAAGCAGUGUUCCAUCUGGCAAAUCUCUCAUGUAUUUCGGCCUUUUUCUUGCCAGUGGCAUUUUCCUAGUUUUCAUCGCGUUCACAAUAUUCCUGCCAGUCAUGGUAAUAAUGCCUCAAAAGUUUGCGAUCUGUUUCACUAUGGGAUGUGCCUUCAUCAUUGGAUCUUUCUUUGCAUUGAAAGGGCCCAAGAAUCAGCUCUUUCAUAUGAUUUCCAGAGAGAGGUUACCUUUCACCAUUGGAUUUGUUGGCAGCAUGUUUGCUACCAUCUAUGUGUCAAUGGUGCUCCAUAGCUACAUACUUUCUGUUUUCUUCUCUUGUCUUCAGAUCCUUGCGCUAGUAUACUAUGCCAUCUCAUACUUCCCUGGCGGAUCUGCUGGAAUGAAGUUUCUGUCAUCUACCCUUGUGGCCUCAGUGUUGAGAUGCUUCGGGCGAUGAGUUCAUCCGUUAGUUACUCUCACCCAUCUGUCUCAGCCUGUGUUCAGCUCAGUAACAUUUUUUGGCUUUUGCUUUGACAUGGAGAGAGUGUGUCAAAGAUGACCCUGGAGCUUGUGUUCACCGAUAUACAUGCAUGUCCAACUUACCGAUAGUAUUACUGAUUCCAUGGAAACCAUGCUCGAUGAGAUGCUUUGUUCUUUAUGGAGACGUGUGGACUCGAAAUAUAAUAGACAGACAGAUAGUUUGUGAA